UUCGUUUAGAAAAGGAAUAUGUAUUUUCUUUCUGCAAGAUGAGAAUAUUUAUGUAUCACAUGAUAACAAGUUGAUUGUAUUGGCAGAAAAUUUUAACGUGCAUCGGUUCUCUCAUCACAACUUCAUCCCUAUAAACGUGUAACGGUGUGAGCCUUCUCAAUAGAGGAUGGAAGCAAGCAGAGGACAAAAUGGAAUUCAACUGUUGUUGGCUGCAGAGCAGGAAGCUCAACACAUUGUCAAUGCAGCCAAAAAUGCCAAGAUGGCUAGACUGAGACAAGCAAAGGAAGAGGCUGAAAGGGAGAUUGCUGAGUUUCGUGCACAAAUGGAAGCCGAUUUCCAGCGAAAACUUGCAGAGAGUAGUGGAGACUCGGGUGCUAAUGUGAAGCGUCUCGAGGAAGAAACUGAAGCUAAAAUUGACGAGCUGAAGAAGCAAUCGUCCAAUAUAUCUCCUGAUAUUGUUCAGAUGCUGCUCAAGUAUGUCACAACUGUGAAGAACUGAGAGUCCUCUUUUGUUUAGAUGGUUUUAGUAUGUUUGGUGAAACACUUGUGACACAUUGAGAUGGUUGGUUCUAUUUUGUAAUUCAUUUUAUUUGUAUUCCUCCAUCAUUUUGUAAUAUGGUGGGUUAUAUACUAUCUAUUAUUGAACAGAUGAUAAUCUAUUAUUUAAAAUAAAUGCCUGAAAUUGAGAUAAUGUAUUCUUCUCACAUUUACAUAGUUCCUUGGUAAUUUCCAUCACUCCGCUGUACUAAUGAUUCUGGAUACUCCAAUUGGCUACUUCUGUUUGUGUUUGGAAAAUGACA
This is a messenger RNA of Amaranthus tricolor (Joseph's coat), 800 nucleotides long. Its product is annotated as V-type proton ATPase subunit G 1-like. Gene Ontology annotation, cellular component: vacuolar proton-transporting V-type ATPase complex. The transcript is spliced from 4 exons. Gene Ontology annotation, molecular function: proton-transporting ATPase activity, rotational mechanism. Lineage: Eukaryota; Viridiplantae; Streptophyta; Magnoliopsida; Caryophyllales; Amaranthaceae. Gene Ontology annotation, biological process: proton transmembrane transport. Bases 167 to 499 code for a protein of 110 amino acids. The record is from RefSeq and is a predicted model, not a curated record.